AUGGCGACAAUACAGGAGCACUUCCUGUUUGUGACCGAUCCGAUGCAGAGCCACAUCGACCCGGCGCGGCGGCUGGCGGUGCGCGUCGCGUCGGCGAUGCCCAACGUGCGCGUCACCUUCUCCGCCGCCGUCAGCGGCCACCGCCACAUGUUCCCACACCUGACGUCCCCCGACGGCGAGGUCGUCCAGGGCGUCGUCUCGUACAUCCCGUACUCGGACGGCUUCGGCGGCGGGUUCAAGUUCAACCCGGAGGCGCACUGCGUCGUUUCGUACAGGGAGCGCGCGCGCGAGGUCGGGUCCGAGAUGCUCGCCUCCAUCGUCGCCCGCCUCGCCAGGCGGGGACACCCCGUGACGCGCGUCGUGUACACCGCGCUCGUCGGGUGGGUCCCCGCCGUCGCGCGCGCGCACGGCGUCCCCGCGGCGCUGUACUGGGUCAAGCCGGCCACUGUGUUCGCCGUGUACUACCACUACUUCCACGGCGACGGCGCGCUGCUGGACUCCUCCUGCGCGAGCGACGCGGACCCUCACGCCGCCGCCGUAAUCCUCCUGCCGGGCCUCCCGCCGCUUAAGGCCGACGCGCUCCCGUCCUUCGCGUCCAUGGUCUCGCCGGGGAGCCGCAACUACCUGACGCUCGACAUGCUGCAUGCGCGACAUCUUCUUGACGCUGGACGAGCACAGGCCCACGGUGCUCAUGGACACGUUCGACGCGCUGGAACCCGAGGCGCUGCGCGCGGUGCCGCGGUUCAACCUCGUCGCCGUGGGCCCGGUGGUGGUGGACGAGCCGUGCCGGCCAUGCGUGGAGCUGUUCCAGCCCAACGACGCCACAGCGUACAUGGACUGGUUGGACACGAAGCCGCCGCGCUCCGUGGUGUUUGUGUCCUUCGGCAGCGACCUCUCGUUGAGCAAGCGGCAGGAGGAGGAGUUGAGGCGCGGGCGUACCUCCUGGUGGCGCGCGAGGGCAACAACGGCGGUGGUGGUGGUGAUAGCGGGCGGGGGAUGGUGGUGGAGUGGUGCAAGCAGACGAAGGUCCUGUCGCACGGCGCCGUCGGGUGCUUCGUCACGCACUGCGGAUGGGAGUCGACGCUGGAGAGCAUCACGGGCGGCGUGCCGAUGGUGGCCGUGCCGAGGUAG
Molecule: messenger RNA, 1131 nt
Organism: Miscanthus lutarioriparius
Lineage: Eukaryota; Viridiplantae; Streptophyta; Magnoliopsida; Poales; Poaceae
Source: the annotation of a GenBank genome assembly